Aethina tumida (small hive beetle) is the source of this 1664-nucleotide messenger RNA. RefSeq lists its product as uncharacterized. Lineage: Eukaryota; Metazoa; Arthropoda; Insecta; Coleoptera; Nitidulidae. The record is from RefSeq and is a predicted model, not a curated record. The transcript has 4 exons. Bases 118 to 1557 code for a protein of 479 amino acids. Gene Ontology annotation, molecular function: RNA binding.
CACAGCGUCUUUCUAACCUCUCAUUUAUAACGUGCGAUUCUCUCUCCCACGUUGUCUUGCUUGGUGUGCAUCUAAGAGAACUUUUUUUACCUGUUGACGAUUCUUGAUUUAUUAAAGAUGACUGAUGUAAAAGCUAAGAGUCCCAAAAAGAGGAAAAGCUUGCCUAAUCAACAAAACCAGCCACAGUCUGUAAAAAAAAUAAAAGCAGAGUCAAAUACUGAUUCACCCAAGAAUGGUGUUGCCCCUAAAACACCGAAAAAAGAAUCGCCAGAGAAACUUAAGAAAUUUAAGGGUACCGGCGAUUUAAUUAAGUCUGAGCAGCCAUCUCCCAAAAAGAAUGAACCAAAAAAGAAAGCAAAAGCUCAGUUGGGCCAACCUAGACGUGCCCGCUUAGUAGAACAAAUCAAGGGUGGUAAUAAACAAGUGGAGGCUGAACUCAACAAAAAGAUUAAACUUCUUGAAAGCCUCCCAGAGAAAACCAAGACAGCAAAAAGGAAACUAGCAUUUUUAAAGAAAGUUAAAGGUGAAGUAGAAGGAAAUCUUCCAAAACAACCAGUAAAGGGUGAAGGUAAAAACAAAAAUAAAACAACCAGCCAAAAAAGACGACAGAGAAAGAAGAAAUCCACCACCGGCGCGGAAGACAAAAAUGAAACCGCCGAAUCAAAUGAACAGAAAUCUGUUGUGAAAAAGGAAAAUGCAGGUGCCAUUCAACAGAAAAAAAAUCAACCUAAGAAAGCUAAUUCACCUGUAAAGAAAGAGCAGCAACUAGUUAAGAAAGAAAAAGCACCCAAACAGGCUAAAGGAGAUAAAAAACCAGUGAAACAAGAGGUUGCUCAGGUGGAAAAUAAGAAAAAUAAAGGGAAAAAAGCUGUAGUAAAGCAAGAAAAAGUUGAAGAUGAACCUGAGGAUGAAUCUGUCGAAGAAGACAAUGUUGAAGAGGAAGAUUCUGAAGAAGAAGGUGGAGAUGUGAGUGAAGAGGAAGAUGAAGAUGAUGAGGUUGAAAGUAAAAACACGAAGUCUGAAGUACAAAUGAAAAAGCAACCACAACCGAAAUCUAGUAAUAAAAAAGAAUUGUCUAAUGAAAGUAAAAAACAAUCCGAACUCAAAAUUGAAGAUUUACAGAAGAAUGAUAUACUGAAGAAAAAUCAAAAAAGAUACGUCGUCUUUGUCGGAAACAUUCCUUACGAUGCUACCACACAAGAUUUAAAAGAGCACUUUUCUAAAGUCGGUGAUGUAAGGCAUGUCCGCAUACCUACAGAUAAGAAAACCAAUAAACCGCGCGGAUUUGCUUACGUAGAAGUUGACAAUGACGAUGCUUAUCAGAGAUGUCUAUCCAUGCACCAUUCCACUAUGAAAGGACGAAGGAUCAACGUUCUGUACACAGAAGGUGGUAAGAAAAAGGGCGGGGAGCAAAAAAAGAAAAUAAAAGCGAAAAAUUUCAAACUCCAUGCCAUGAGAAAGCAAGGACAGUUGGCUGGCAGCAAGAAGGAUACCCAAAAGAGAUCUUUCCGCAGAGCAAAACAAAAUAACAUGAAACAGUCACAACAAGAUGAGUAAUAUACAAUUUUGAGUCAAAUCAUUUGUUGGUCAUUUUAAAGCUUGUGAUUGUUUAAUGUUUUGAAUUUAAAUAUGCAAUUUAUUAUAAUAAAAUAUUGAAAAUAUAA